AUAAUAAAUACACAAACACAUGUGGCCUUGCAUGAGGAAGUGCCGGCGUUCCACUGUGGUUUGCUUGAUCGAGAACAAAUUCUGCUGAACACACGUUCUUUAGCUGUGAAAUAGCGGAAAAUGAGCAAAUCGGAGUUACACCCAACAUUCCGAGAGAAGAACGUGUACAGCCUUGACUGUAUAUUUUGUGGAUCCAACGUAUGUCGCCGGGGAAUGAAAGCUGUCCUCCUUGCCGAUACCAGAACAGAAAUGUACUCUACAGAUAUUCCAGAAGAGGAUGCUGUGGAUCUUGUCGAGGGGGGAAUAUUGACCAAUCACUGUGCCUGUAAAAUCAACCAGCUUGCAUGCAUUGCGUGUGGCAAUGAAAUUGGAUACACAGUGUCCCGCCCGUGCAGGAAGUGUUUGAUGUCCUGCAACAAUGGCCAUUUCUGGAUGUACUUCAGCUCAUGUGUCAAUGCCUCACAAAGAGUAAAUAGAGCAGGUGAGGAGCUACUUCUGUGGGGUGACUUACCCAGUGUUGGGGAAGAUGUCAGUGUUAUAUUUGAAACCGAGUGUUUUCGAUGAAUUCCUGCUGAUGGACAAACAACAGACUGUUUUCAACUGCUGCGUCUCAAAGGGCUUUCACUUCAUCCUCCAUCAAUACAAGAUUGUCAUAUGUAUACCUAUCAAUAUGACAGCAUAUUUAUUAGAAUGCAGUAUUAUACUACAGAUCGCGUUGGCAGUAGUCUGUGGAAAAGAAGUUCCAGGUUCUGUGUUCAACAUGAUGGCAACAGUCAGCACCUAUUGUGUUGGACAUGAUGGAUGUCACCAUGGUGAUGCCAAACAAGUUUGCAAUAUGCCUUACUUCUACUGUAACUGUAAAACACAGGAAGUUUUAAUGAAGACAGUAUGUCCAAAUAGCAUUUGACAAAUAGCAACAUGAUUGUGACUGAUGUUCUUAUUGAUAUGUUGACAGUUGGUAUUUAUACCCUUGUUCAAGACGUAUUUAGUAGAUAAAGUGUUUACAGGGAAGGGCAUUGAUGUGUUCAGCUGCAACUGAUACCUGUGAAAAUGUAUUCAGGUCAGCCGCACACCAAAAACCAGUUCACAAAACUGUGAUUAUUCAUGUAUAACUUUAUUGCAGUUUAUAUAUUUUGUUAUUUACAUUGUUAUCACAACUCAGUAAACAAAUAAAAUCAUUAACAAGUA
Messenger RNA from Haliotis rufescens (red abalone), 1188 nucleotides. Its product is annotated as protein FAM72A-like. The transcript is spliced from 4 exons. Gene Ontology annotation, cellular component: cytosol. NCBI's taxonomy places the organism in Eukaryota, Metazoa, Mollusca, Gastropoda, Lepetellida, Haliotidae. The coding region runs from base 121 to 564 and encodes 147 amino acids. The record is from RefSeq and is a predicted model, not a curated record.